AUGAAAAUAUUGAAAUGUUUGAUACUUCUAUCAAUAUUAUAUUCAGGAUAUGCUGUGGAUGUUGAUACAGAUGACAAUGUUUAUAUUUUAACAGAAGCAAAUUUCGAUGAUUUUUUAGAAGAAAAUCCAAUUGUUAUGGUUAAAUUUUAUGCACCAUGGUGUGGACAUUGUAAGAAACUCGCUCCAGAUUAUGCUACAGCUUCCAGACAUAUUAAAUUUCCAUUAGCCAAGGUUGAUGCAACAAUUGAAAAAGCUUUAGGUGAAAAAUAUAAUGUUCAAGGUUACCCAACAAUAAAAUUGUUUAAAAAUGGAGAAGUCUUGGAUUAUAAUGGAGCAAGAGAUGUUGCAAGUAUUGUUGAUUGGGCUGAGGAGGUCACUGAUCCAAAUUAUAAACCACCAAGCAAUGAAGUUGUUGCUUUGACAUCUGAAACGUUUGAUGAAUUUGUAUCUGAUAAGCCUCUUAUGUUAGUUGAAUUUUAUGCUCCAUGGUGUGGACAUUGUAAGCAAUUAGCUCCAGAACUUGAAAAAGCUGCCAGUGCUCUUAAAGAUGAAAAUAUUGUUAUUGCUAAAGUUGAUGCUACCGUUGAAAAGAAGUUAGCAGAUCAGUUUGGUGUUAAAGGUUAUCCAACAAUGAAAGUCCUUAGAAAUGGAAAGAGAUAUGAUUACAAUGGGCCAAGAGAUUCUAUUGGUAUUAUGGAAUAUAUGCUUAAACAAGCUGAACCAGCUGCCAAAAAACUUAAUUCUGUUAUGGAGGCUAAAAGAAUUAUGAAAAAAACUGAUGUUACAAUUAUUGGAUUCUUUGCAAAUGAAGAUGGCCCUCAGUACAAUGCAUUCUUUGAAGCUUCAGAAAAAGUUAGAGAAGAACUUCCUGGUAUGGGUUUCACAACAGAUCCAGAUGUUAUAAAAGCAUUUAAAGCUCAACCAGGUGAUGUAAUAAUAUUUUAUCCUGAUGUAUUUUGGACUAAAUAUGAAGAGAAACAAAAGAAAUACAAUAAAGAUGCUUCUACUGCUGAAGAUUUGUUAGCUUUCUUAAAGGAUAACAUUGCUCCAAUGGUUGGACAGAUAACACAAGAAAAUGCUGCUUUCAGAUAUUCUAAAUUACCUCUUUGUGUCGUAUAUUAUAAUGUUGAUUUUAGUCCAGAAUAUCGUGAAGGAACCAACUAUUGGAGAAAUAAGGUUGUUGAAGUAGCAAAGAAUUACAAAGAUUCAAAAUAUACUUUUGCCGUUGGUGACGAAGAAGAGUUUUCUGAUGAAUUGGCUAAUGUUGGUCUAGGAGAUUCUGGUUUGGAACACAAUGUUAUUGUUUUUGGUUUUGAUGGUAAAAAAUAUCCAAUGGAUCCAGAAAAAUAUGAUGGGGAAUUAGACGAGAAUCUUGAACAAUUUAUGAAAGAUAUCAAUAGUGGCAAGGUUAAGGCAUUUAUUAAAAGUUCACCACCACCAAAACAUCAAAAGGGACCUGUUAAAGUUCUUGUUGGAUCUACCUUUUCAUCAAUUGUUGAUGAUGAAACAAAAGAUGUUUUGGUUGAGUUUUAUGCUCCAUGGUGUGGACAUUGUAAGAGUUUCGAACCAGAAUACAAUAAACUUGCUGAGAAACUUAAAAAAGAACAACCUAAUAUUGUUAUUGCUAAAAUGGACGCUACAGCAAAUGAUCCACCAAGUGGUUACAAAGUAGAAGGCUUCCCAACAAUUUACUUUGCUCCAUCAGGCAUGAAAUCUAAACCAAUAAAAUAUACUGGAAAUAGAGAUCUUGAUGAUUUGGAGAAAUUUAUGAAAAAACAUGCUGUUAAGAGUUACACAGAUAAGACUGAGGAAGUUGAAAAGGAAGAUAAAACGAAAACAGAUAAGAAAGAGGAAUUAUAA
Messenger RNA from Strongyloides ratti, 1860 nucleotides. Its product is annotated as Protein disulfide-isomerase A4. Gene Ontology annotation, biological process: protein folding; response to endoplasmic reticulum stress. The transcript has a single exon. The coding region runs from base 1 to 1860 and encodes 619 amino acids. Gene Ontology annotation, molecular function: protein disulfide isomerase activity. The record is from RefSeq and is a predicted model, not a curated record. Gene Ontology annotation, cellular component: endoplasmic reticulum; cell surface. Lineage: Eukaryota; Metazoa; Nematoda; Chromadorea; Rhabditida; Strongyloididae.